AUGCCGGCAGGAGCAGCACCAAGCGUGCCUCUCGACAAGAGGACCACCGCAUACGAGAACAUCUUUGGUCGUCCCUCGGCAAAGCCAAAAGGCCCACAACCUCAAGCUUUUGCCCAACCAUCCAACCCCGCCACCGGCCCCUUCCGUGCCCCGCCAAACUCGUAUGCCGUCCACCAGCGAUGGAACGGCGCUCCUCCCAACGUCUACGCUGCUGCGCCCUUCACUCCUAACGUCUACAUCGAUCCCAACUUGGCCAUCUCGAACAAUCCCACAUACUAUCCUUCCGCCUAUACACCAGCUCCCUCCGACGCUUACGAUCCACACGCCGCCGAUCGAAGGAUCAGCACUGCGCCGUCGCUCGCCGGCUCAGACCCUAGAUCCUCCAUGUCCAGCUACUCGCACUACAACGGCCUCGCAGCCGGUGCAGCCGUUGCAGCCAGCGCAGCCAGCGCAGCCGACGCCUACCGAGUCCCUUCCACCUCCGCCACCCCCGCCAGCGCCUACGCCACACACUACCUUGAUCAACACCACUCUGGCGCCUCCAGCCAUACCACCAACGCUGCCAGUGCUUCCAACGUAGAUCAGCAUCCCGCGUCAACUCCGCCGGGCAACUCGGCCUCCAGCUUUGGUGCCACCACCUCGAUCUCCUCCAUGACCUCGAACAAACUGCCUGCAUCAACCUCGCGCUCGCCCGCCGCCACCACUCCCGCCACCUCGAUCUACAACGGCAUCCACCCCGGAUCCGCGCUCGACGACGAUGACGACGACGACGAUGCGCUGCCCACCGGUGUCUUUACGCUUCUGACCGACUGCUACUCACCCACCUGCUCGCGCGACCGUCUGUGCUACAGCAUUGCCUGUCCGCGACGCCUCGAGCAGCAGGCGCGACUCAACAUGAAGCCACAACCUGUACUCCAACGUAGCGUCAGCAGAGAGUCGCUCAACGACACCAAGGAGCGAGGCGCGCUGUGGGCCGAAUCCGUCUCGAAAGAAGUCUUUGACAGCAUCAAUGACACCGAAAGAAAACGCCAAGAAGCCAUCAACGAGGUCAUUUACACCGAACGCGACUUUGUCGCCGACAUGGAAUACCUCCGCGACCAGUGGGUCAAGCCGUUGCGCACCUCGGACGUCAUCCCCGAAGACCAUCGCGACGACUUUGUCACCCAGGUCUUCUGGAACCUGCUCGAGAUCCACGCCGUCAAUGCCAAGCUCGCCGAGCUGCUCACCAAGCGCCAAAAGCAGGCCGACAUCGUCGACCGCAUCGGUGACAUUCUGCUCGAGAUGGUGCCGCACUUCCAGCCCUUUGUCAAUUACGGCGCCCACCAACUCUACGGCAAGUACGAAUUCGAAAAGGAAAAGUCAUCCAACGCCGCCUUUGCCAAGUUUGUCGACGAGACCGAACGUCUGCCACAGUCACGCAAGCUCGAGCUGAACGGCUACCUCACCAAGCCCACCACUCGACUCGCACGAUACCCCUUGCUGCUCGAACAGGUUGUCAAGUAUACCCCGGAGGAUCACCCGGACAAGCAGACCAUCCCCAAGGUCAUCAAGAUCGUCCGAGAGUUCCUCACAAAGGUCAACGUCGAGACCGGAAAGAGCGAGAACCGCUUCACGCUCGCCCAACUCGACCAGCAACUCGUCUUCAAGCAGGGCGAGGCGGUCGAUCUGCGCCUUCGAGACGAACAGAGAGAGCUCGUCUUCAAGGGUCCGCUCAAGAAGCGAGGCGGUACGCAGAGCGAAAGCGCCGAGCUACAGGUCUUCUUGUUCGACCACGCCCUGCUCAUGGUCAAGCCCAAGACGGUCAACAAACACGACCUCUACAAGGUCUAUCGCAAGCCCAUCCCUCUUGAGCUGCUUAUCGUCACCGUCUACGACGAGGUCCCCACAGGCAAGGGCUCCUCGACGCGCCCCAAAUCCAUCAUGUCGCGCACUUCGACCGGCACACGCUACAGCGCCACCCCAGGCACAGCGCCCAAACAGGACGCCAAGACCGGCUACGCUCUCACCUUUACCUACCUCGGCAAGAAAGGCUACUCGAUGACGCUCUGGGCCAGCACCUUUGUCAGCCGCAAAAAGUGGUUCGAGAACAUCGAGUCGAGACAAGACAUUCUGCGACAGCGCAGCAACAUCUUUGACACGAUCACACUCUCGGAAAACUUUUUCCUGGGUCCCAACCGAGUCAACUGCUCGGUGCCCUUCGACUUUGGCCGCAGGAUCAUCUACGGCACCGACGAUGGCGUCUACCUCUCCGACCUACGUGAAAAGGCGCGCCCGCCCACCAAGGUGCUCCCCUUGCCUGGUGUCACACAGGUCGAUGUGCUCGAGGAGUACCAGAUCCUCAUCGUACUUGCCGAAAAGUCGGUACACACCUUCACCCUUGACGCCUUGGACCCAUCGGACCCAAUGGGCUCGCUCAAGCGUGGCCGCCGCAUCUCGUCGCACACGUCGUUCUUCCGUGCCGGCAUCUGCUUGGGUCGAACGCUGGUUUGCGUCGUCAAGUCGAGCUCUUUGUCUUCGACCAUCAAGACGCUCGAGCCAAUCGAGCAGAACGUGCGCGGCAAGAAGCAGCCCACCUUUAAGAAACUGCUGCAGGGCGGACAGGACACGCUGCGCGUCUUCAAGGAGUUUUACAUUCCCACCGAGUCGAGCUCGAUCCACUUUCUCAAGACCAAGCUUUGCGUCGGCUGCACCAAAGGCUUCGAGAUCGUCGACCUCGAGACGCUCGACACGCAGGGCUUGCUCGAUCCGGCCGACGCCUCGCUCGACUUUGUCCACCGCAAGGAGAACGUCAAGCCGAUCGCCAUCUACCGCAUCUCGGGCGUAUUCCUGCUGUGUUACGACGAGUUUGCCUUUUACGUCAACAAAAAUGGGUGGCGCGCCAAGGGCAACUGGAUCAUUCACUGGGAGGGCAAUCCGACGUCGUUUGCUUACCAUCAUCCGUACGUGCUGGCCUUCGAGCCGAGCUUUGUCGAGGUGCGACACGUCGAGACGGGAGCGCUCCACCAGGUUAUUACCGGUGUCAAUCUGCGGUGCCUGUUUGCCGAUGUGCCACCGCCCACACCGAGCGUGCAGCAGCAGAACGCACAAGCGGCGGCGGUGAUGCGAGUCAAUCCCUUCAACGCAGCCAUGGCCGGGCCAUACGCACGACCCAUGCCGCCUCUGCAGAACGGAAUGGGUCCACCCAUAGCACCGUUCGCCGCUGCACGACCGGGCUUUGUGCCUCCGCACGCUGCCAACGGCACCAUGGUGCCUGGAGCGCCUGGUGUGGCCGGCUACGGCGCCGGCGUCCGACCGGUAGCGCCGCCGAUGCGACCAGGAGCACCGCCCUUUCCUGGAGCGCCUAUGGUUCAUCCGGCCGCCGCAGCAGCUGGAGGCGCCUUCCCGCCCGGCGCACGUCCGCCUAUGCCGUAUGCCUUCCAGCAAGCAUCGGCACCAAGACCGCCACCGGUGCAACGCAAUCCUGUGUGGGAGUCGGUCGCUGCCAGCCGCAAUCAAAUCGUGUUUAUUGGCGACACGACCGUGUUCUGUGUGCGGCUGCACACCGACAAGGACUCGAGCAGCGGCACUAUCUCGCCGUCGAGUUCGGCCAAGGGUUGA
Molecule: messenger RNA, 3597 nt
Organism: Mycosarcoma maydis (corn smut)
Lineage: Eukaryota; Fungi; Basidiomycota; Ustilaginomycetes; Ustilaginales
Product: putative Rho family guanine nucleotide exchange factor
Exons: 2
Coding region: 1-3597 (1198 amino acids)
Molecular function (GO): guanyl-nucleotide exchange factor activity
Source: RefSeq, a predicted model, not a curated record